AUUUUGGCGUAGCCUGUGACGUCAUCAGGCGGCGCCGCAUCAGCGCUAUGGUUCAACUGGACUAAGGAUAAAGUGUCCAAACAGAGAAAAACUCCUGCUGAAGCGACUGAUCUCCACACUGUUAUAAAGAUGGCGUUUAUUAAAGUGGAGAGUGAAGAUGUGAAGAUUGAAGAAACAUUCACAGUCAAACAGGAAGAUCUGCAGGAACAAACAGAUCUGAUGGUCCUGAAAGAAGAGACUCAUCAAUGGAAUGAAAUAGAAGAGAAACACCAAGACAUAACGACUGAUGAAAAACCCACACUGACUAAAAUGACUUCAUCAUGCAGAAGACCUCGGAAAUCCAAAUCUAAGUGUAAUUUCAGCGGUAAACAGAGUAGAAAGAGUUUCAGUCAAAAGCCAAAGCUUGAUGUUCACAUGAGAGUUCACAAAGGAAAGAAAACUUGCACCUGCAAACAGUGUGGAAAAAGCUUCUAUAAAACAUCAAGUUUAACAAUGCACAUGAGAAUUCACACUGGGGAGAAGCCUUACACCUGCAAACAAUGUGGAAAAAGCUUCUGUAAUACAACAAACUUGACAAUGCACAUGAGAAUUCACACUGGGGAGAAGCCUUACACCUGUGGACAGUGUGGAAAGAGUUUUUGUCAAAAAGAAAACUUUAAAACCCACAUGAGAACUCACACUGGAGAGAGGCCGUACACAUGCCAACAGUGUGGAAAAAGCUUCCGUCACGCAGGAAACUUUACAGUGCACAUGAGAAUUCACACUGGAGAGAGGUCGUACACAUGCCAACAGUGUGGAAAAGGCUUCUAUCAUGCAGGAAGCCUUGCAGUGCACAUGAAAGUUCACACUGGAGAGAAACCUUACACAUGCACAGAGUGUGGUAAAAGUUUCCCACAUAAAAGCUCAAUCAAUCACCACAUGAGAACUCACACCGGAGAGAAGCCGUUUGCAUGUGCUCAGUGUGGAAAGAGCUUCACAACCAAAUCUAGCCUCAUGAACCACUUGAAUGGUCACACUGGAACCAUAGUGUUCACGUGUGAUCAGUGUGGAAUUAAACUCACACGCAAAGACUACAUUAGGCGACACAUGAAGACCCACUCAAGAGAGAAUCGUUUUAGAUGCAGUGAGUGUGGAAAGGGCUUUACCCAUAAAAGAAGUCUCAGCGCUCACUUGAAGCUUCACAAUGCAGAGCAGAGUCCUGAAAAAUGAGGCAUUGUCCACACAAACACGGUAUAUUCAAAACGGCAGCUUUUUCAUGUAGCUUGGCUGUUCAUUCAAGUGAAGUUUAUUUAUAAACUACUUUUGAGAGGAUCACAUGCUUAUAAUUGUCCACAGCUGGUCCAGCAUUAGCUAAAACAUGAUUCACCAAUCAGAUGAUUCCUGACUCACUAUAAAUAACCAGAGUUUUUUUUUUUACCUCAGUUAUUGCUUACAUGCAGGGCCGGAUCAAGCUGAACUGCCGCUCUAGUCAGAAGACAGUCACGCCGCCCUAAACCCCAAUGUGAAAACGAAAGUGACCGGUUAUGAAAAUGAAGCGAGGUAUCGUGUACCUCUUUUCUGCCGCCCUAUGCGCGGAUAUAACUGAGAAAGCGCGAGUGCUGAGGGAUGUGUCAUGGACACCGCCCUCUCUAUUCUGUCGCCUAUGCACGAAUAUAACUGAGGACGCGGGUGGUGAGGGAGGUGUUGCGGACAUAACUGACUACGCCGUUUGUUAUAAAGUAGUGUCUCACAGACUGUACUUUGGUUUAAGGUACUUGAAGACGGAUGAGUUAACAUCACUGAUGAGGACCUACACUAUUAGUUGUCUUCAAUAAAGUUUUCUCCCUGUAA
This is a messenger RNA of Danio rerio (zebrafish), 1830 nucleotides long. NCBI's taxonomy places the organism in Eukaryota, Metazoa, Chordata, Actinopteri, Cypriniformes, Danionidae. The record is from RefSeq.